AUGCAAAAUCAGAUAAAUUUCUUCAAGGAAAAACAGAAAUCUUUCUACGAAGACUAUUUUAGAAGGUACCGCAUCCCUACUAGCUAGCUUAUUUAUGCAUAGUUUCAUCCAACUAUGAAUUAAAUGGAACAAAAUUUGAGCAUGAGUGAAGAUAAUUAUUCAAAAAGUGAUCUUAAUAACUAAAAGGUCGAUAACAAGAUAUAUUUAAUAACAUUAGAAAAGCAGAAUAUUCCACAAGGAAUGCAAGUCAGUGAAUUAAGUACUGACCCAGAACAAAUCAAGCAUGAAGAUUUCUAUCAAAACAAACCAGGUACUACAACAAAUAAAAGAGGGAUCAGUAGUAAUGCCUAAUCUCAGGCUGUUGAAGAAAAGAUAAACAAGAAAUAUAAUAUAAAUGAAUCUUACAUCAUAUUUGAGGAGGAUGAAGCCAAAUAGGGUGAUGAGCAAGAUGGAGGUUCGAAAAUUUUUCUUAGAAGUGCAGUAAUAAGUGCUCAUAAGACUUUGAAAGAUGAUUAUCACAAGAUAUUUUUUAAGCAUGUGGACUUUGAGAAAUUAAAAGAUUAAGAAUAGGUGCCCGUUUAAUACAUUUCAAACAUAGGGAAAUCUAUGCUAUAGAAUUUAAGUAAAGAGGUGAUGCUUCAUCAGAAUUCAUAGAUAUUAGGUGCAUCUACUAUAAGAUUUGUCCAUGAGCAGUCAAUGAUUGAAAGAUUUAAUCAUCCUUUGUUCGAAUAAACCUAAGAUAUGUUUGAAAUCCAUAGAGUAGUUGGAGAUGAUGAAGUAUCAGUUUAUACUUUCUCAAUGAUAGCGUUUGACAAUAAAUUUCAGAAUAGGAAAGUCAUCUAUCAGUAAUAAUUGACUUUCCAAGAGAAAAGAACAAUUUUUAAAAACAAAUUUGAGUUUUCUUAAGAUAUGAAAAGCAUCUUUUUUGUUACUGUGAAUGAUGAUGGACUACUAGCAGAAAUUAUAAUACUAAAUUCUAAGACACUAGAAUAAACUAGCUUUGACACGAUAAACUUAAGUCAGCUUAAAUUUGACGAUACCUUGAAGACCAGAGAAAAAGUAUCUUUAUUAGAGACAAGAAAGUAGUAUUCUAAAUAGAUCACAAGAAAUUUUUCAAAAAAGAUCAUUCAAGUACAAAGUAAUGAAUUUAUGGAAAAUAAUGGUCAUGUCUCAGUCAUGAUAACUCUUGCAGUUUUAAACUAAAAUAUCUAAUCAAAGAAUCAUAUAAAGUUGUAUUAAUACUUGCUCUCAGAUUUGAUUAAUCAUUAUUUGAACAAUGCGAGUAUGAACCCUAAGCUUUAUCUGCAAUUAAAAGCUAGUAUCAAUCUCUAAAAAAGACCAAUUUGUACAAAUACGUUCAAUAUCUUUGCAAAUGAGGGACAAAAUGAGUUGUAUGUCAGCGUAAAAAAUGAAAAUAGAAAAAGAACUGAUUUUGAAAUGGAAGGAAUAAUACUUACAAGAAUAUAAUUAGAAAGUUUUCAGAAUACCGUGGAUAAAUUUGAGUCAAUUUCUUUAGAAAAUUAAUUGAUACUUAAUAAAUCUCAAAAGCUACUUGGAGGCUCUCGCUUUCUUAUGUUUGAUUAGGACUAGAAUUAUGUUUUUGUUCAAGAAUUUGAAGAUCUACAAAAGAAUCUUUAAAGGACCGAAGUUCAAACAGAACAGCAAUAAGAAGAAUAAGAAAAUGAGUUAACCCAAGGUAUUUUGCUGAAGGAUACUUAGCAUUAAAAUAUCGUUGAUGCACUUUAUGAUGAAACAGUUGAAUGUCUAAUAAUCAAAACUCAAUAUAUCGUCACAACACUCUCUUAUUUGCAAUUCAGAAAAAAGAUUCAAGUGUCGUAAUUUAAAGCAUACAUCUUCCAAACUAUUUCGAACUCUCAAACUUCGAUUAAAAAAACUUUUAGGAUUUAAAAAUUGGAAGUUAUAAUGUUUUUGAAACUUCUUUCAAUUAAUCGUCUAGACUACAACAAGCUUGUAUUGGAUAAUGCUGUUGAAAAUUUAAUGACAUUUUGUGAUAAUAUUAACUAAGAUUCAUAAAUUUCAAAGUAUUUAAUGUUCUCGUAAAAACUAGACAAAAAAACAGUGGGCAUAAACCUUGUGAAAUUUGAAUCUGAUGAUGAGGCAAACAUUUGCCACACUCUUGAGAUAAAAAAUUAAAUCAUAAAAAUGAAUGCUUUUGGUUCGUUUCUAUAUAUUUUAGAUGAUUAAGGUAUAAUCUUAACAUAUUAAAAUCAAGAGGAUUAACUUGUUAAAAUCAAAGAAGAUAAAAUAAUUGAGGAGUUUAAGAAUUCUUUAGAGUUAAUAAAUUAUGAUGAAUAAUAAAUUCUAAUAACCGAUAACACUGUUUUUAUUGGAUGCUUCUUCUACCAGCGAAUCGAAUCUAGUUAUCUCAAAGACCAAGAGAAUGACUUCGAAUCUCAAAGAUAAAAGAUAAUAGAUGAUACAUGUUUUAAAGAUUUCUAUGUUGGUCCAAAAUUAAGUUCAGGUAAAAAGAAACAAUACAAAAAAUUCUAUUUCAAUCAAAGCAGAAGCAAAGAGUAAGCUCAAUCAAGCAGAGAUCAGGAGGUUUGUUGA
Molecule: messenger RNA, 2571 nt
Organism: Stylonychia lemnae
Lineage: Eukaryota; Ciliophora; Spirotrichea; Sporadotrichida; Oxytrichidae
Source: the annotation of a GenBank genome assembly